GAGAGAGAGAGAGAGAGAGAGAGAGAGAUGCUGUCUUCAUCCUAGCAUGCAAUACACUUCAGAGAGAUCGUAUAGCUUGAGCACCAUCUGUGUGUGAGCAGGAGGAAUUCUGAGAGAACUCUCUCUGCUCCUGGAUACAACCUCAGAUGCAGUGGGAGCUUCAGACUGAGCACACAUAGACUGGGAGAGCUGUGCCACUUAGGGCCAGCUGAGGGGGAGUCAAUUUACAAAUACAUCAAGAGCUGUUCUCCAUCAUAUACACAAUCAUACACCAUCAUAUAUUCAAGAAAUAUCCUUUAAUGAUUUAAACAAUAUUUGGAACCAUGCAGUACUGAUUUGCCACAGGUGGAAAACUUCAGAAUGUUGAACUUUGUCCGUUUUACUACUGAAGAAAACAGUGGAUUAUCUCAUGGUUCUUAGAAGCUGCGUUUAUCUUGCACAGCAUUCAAUAGACUACGCAAAGCAUCCAAAAAACUGUCAUGAACACUAAAUAGACAGAGGCUCCUUACUACACACCAGCAAGAUGGAUUACUCAGACUUACCCAAUAUCACAGAACUAUACUUUUCUCCAGUAUCACAGGGUUACAAUAUGGAGACAACAAGCAAUGUAUCUAUGAAUGAAACGUCACAUUAUUAUGAUAUGACAAGCAAUGCUGUCCUCACAUUCAUAUACUUUGUAGUGUGCAUUAUAGGACUGUGUGGAAAUACACUGGUUAUCUAUGUCAUACUCCGAUAUGCUAAGAUGAAGACCAUCACCAAUAUCUACAUCCUCAACUUAGCUAUAGCUGAUGAACUUUUCAUGCUUGGUCUGCCCUUUCUGGCUAUGCAGGUAGCUUUGGUACACUGGCCAUUUGGGAAAGUUAUUUGCAGAAUUGUCAUGACAGUAGAUGGUAUCAACCAGUUUACCAGCAUCUUCUGCCUCACAGUCAUGAGCAUAGACCGGUAUCUGGCAGUGGUUCAUCCUAUCAAAUCUGCAAAAUGGAGGAGACCGAGGACUGCUAAAAUGGUCAAUGCAGCUGUGUGGACUAUCUCACUUUUGGUGAUCAUGCCCAUAAUGAAUUAUGCUGGUGUGCAAAUGUACCGUGGAAGAGGCAGUUGCACAAUUAUCUGGCCUGGAAACUCUGGCAACUGGUAUACUGGUUUUAUAAUCUAUGCUUUCAUUUUAGGAUUUCUGGUUCCACUCAGUAUUAUCUGCCUCUGCUAUCUCUUCAUCAUAAUCAAAGUGAAAUCAUCUGGAAUAAGAGUUGGCUCCUCCAAGAGAAAACGAUCAGAGAAGAAAGUGACAAGAAUGGUGUCCAUAGUGGUAGCAGUUUUUAUCUUUUGCUGGCUCCCUUUCUAUAUCUUUAAUGUCUCAUCUGUGUCUCUCUUGAUAGUGCCAACUCCAGGCCUGAAGGCCAUGUGGGAUUUUGUUGUGGUUCUGAGUUAUGCCAACAGCUGUGCCAAUCCCAUCCUAUAUGCCUUUCUUUCUGAUAACUUCAAAAAGAGCUUUCAGAAUGUCUUGUGCUUGUCCAAGGUCAGUGGCAUGGACGAAGCAGACAGAAGUGACAGCAAACAAGACAAGUCCAGAUUAAAUGAAACCACAGAAACACAGCGCACACUGCUUAAUGGCGAUCUCCAAACUAGUAUCUAAGUAUAAGAGGUUUAAAGCAUUAAAAAGGAGAAUAUUAAGAUGUAUAUAUGAGCAAUUUCCCCUAACUACAUCUAGACUGAAUACAGGAGCAAACAUCUAGAAGGUGAACAAAUCUGCUCAUUGCUGAAUGUCUGCUGGAUGUUUUACUUUAGCUCUAAGACAUAUGUCUUGGUUGCCAAGUGCUUGUUUUGACCAAUGGUAUUCUGGAAAUUACCAUAAAACAGUUUUAUAAGUCACAGACUUCAUAGAUAUUUGUGCUGUUUUAUUCUAGUCUUCAAAUCUGUUGCCUCCAUCUAUAAACAUCUCUGCCAGAUCUUUUGCCAAGGGUCUAGAAUGUUAUUUAGUAACUAUUCACAUUGUAGUAACUGAACAAGUCAACUGCAGACCAUGCUACGCAGGAUACAUUUUUAGGAAUUACAAUUUUGGAUCUAACGUGUUAAAAAGAUUAACUACUUUGAUUGCAGCGAUUUGCUGUAACCCUCUAUUCAAAGACCAAUAAUCUUUUGUGGAAUUAUUUUUGAAAAUUAAAGUUCUUUCCAAGAAGUAAAAAGUAUCUGAAUUAGACAUGUACCUAUAUCCACAUACAGUGGUGACUGGACUGACUGUACAAAUGCCAUUAUUUUACAUCUAUCCACCUUACAAUGCUCACAUUCUAAACAAGCUACGGAAUAUACCACGUUUGCAUUUUGAGAAACCAGUGGUGUUGGCUGCCUUUAAUGUUUUACGAUGUGCUUAGUAUCCCUGCAACUGUCACCACUGACUUAUCUUGAUCAUAGACUCUAACAGCAGCUAAGAACCAUUUGGUCCAUCUAGUCUGUCCAUAACAUUUUUGCCCAUAUUUGAUUUUGUUCAGAUUUAUUCAAUUAGUUGGUGUAAUUUACCAGGGCUAAAUUAACCCUGAAGCCAGUACUUAUCUGGGAUUUUGUUUCACCUGCCUCAGGUAGGCAAAACCAAAUCUGCAAUAAGCAUGCAUUUUUGUCCCAAUCGCGUCCGCAAAAACAUAUAGGUCCUAUGUGUUUUCGCAUGAAAAUUUUAAAUUAUUCUGGCCGGAAAAACGGGAGCUAAUUGAAUAACUUGAAAAAAAAUUGGUUCUAUCAAAUAAAAAAAAAAGUGGUUUUUUUGUGGUCAAAAUUUUUGGGUCUGAUUGGAUACCCCCCUAGGAUAGCCUUAAACAUGUUUAAAAUUCCCUAACAAGGAAGUCAGGGCUGACUUCUAACAGAUAUUACAUUGUCAGACAAAGGAUCAGUUACCAGAAAUAUGAAUAAUGUAUAUUUUUUUUAUAGCUGUAUGUAUAUAUAAUGUGUAUAUAUAGGCACACUUACACCAAAUGGUAUAUCAAUAAUUAUUAUUUUUUAUUAUUAUUAUUAUUAUUAUUAUUAUUAUUAUUAUCAUCCUUUUUAGCACUAUAAAUAGUCACCGAAGAAUAAUGGCACAAAACCUAAGAGUUAUUUUCUCCUAGAAGACCGCAUUUCCCUUUUGGCAUCAGAAAAGAUAAAUGUGCACUUUAUUCACAUAUUGCACUUUAGCCUAGCGAACUGGCCCAAAUUCUGUUUUUCCUGAGAACUGCAAAGAAUAUGCUCAAAGGAUUCUAUACCACAAAGACGAAAAUGACUAUAAUGGAAAAUGUUAAUAAACUGGCGAGAAGGCUAUAGACGUACAGUAUAUAUUUUAUUUAAUAAAACAAAUGACUGUUUGCUUCUUGGUCUAAUCAUCAAGAUCCCAAUGUGGGAAGGUUGGUGAUCAGCUUGCACAGACAAAAACAGACCAUGUUCUUUAGACUACCACACAGCAAACUGUCUACUGUAAUGCUGCAGGUAUGAUAUAGGCUGCUCAUUUCAACAUGGCUAGUACUGUUGGCCACUUACAUGUUCUCAAUCACUAGCUCUAGAUAGUGGAGAUGUUUAAUAAAAAGAGGGUGCAUUUUGAACUUCACACACUGCACUGCUGGGGAUCCCUAUUUUAUCUUUGCUUGAAAAAAAGAAAGCCCCCACAAAACACACAAGCAAAAAACAGUACAAAUCUUGUAUGGUGAAGUGAUUGUUUGCCCAAUAUAAAGAAUACUAUUGAAGA
Molecule: messenger RNA, 3700 nt
Organism: Pseudophryne corroboree (corroboree frog)
Lineage: Eukaryota; Metazoa; Chordata; Amphibia; Anura; Myobatrachidae
Gene: SSTR2
Product: somatostatin receptor 2
Exons: 2
Coding region: 524-1630 (368 amino acids)
Biological process (GO): neuropeptide signaling pathway; cellular response to glucocorticoid stimulus; cellular response to estradiol stimulus
Cellular component (GO): neuron projection; plasma membrane
Molecular function (GO): neuropeptide binding; somatostatin receptor activity
Source: RefSeq, a predicted model, not a curated record